Trypanosoma brucei brucei TREU927 is the source of this 576-nucleotide messenger RNA. RefSeq lists its product as hypothetical. Bases 1 to 576 code for a protein of 191 amino acids. The record is from RefSeq and is a predicted model, not a curated record. NCBI's taxonomy places the organism in Eukaryota, Euglenozoa, Kinetoplastea, Trypanosomatida, Trypanosomatidae. The transcript has a single exon.
AUGGAGGACGAACCGACUCAAAUCCUUCUCACCAGAGAACAGUUGGAGCGAAGUGUGGAACGCCUUAGCAAACCCCAUUCGCGUGAGGUGAAUUUGAAACCACUCUGCAAAUCCGUUCGACUCCCACAAGAGGCGAGGGAGCGCAGUAUUAAACAUCUUUACAAUGAUUCCAUGGAGCACAAGGAAAGACGGCUCCGUGAGAUUGAGCAAAGCCUCAAUGCAGAAAUAGAAAAGUACCACGCGGGGAAACCAAAGCUCGACUCGGCGGAUACGGAGGGUUUAGUAUCGCGUCUGUAUAAUGAAUCCAUUCAGCGAAAGAAUGAUAAUUUAAGACAGUUGUUUGAGCACCAGGUUUCCCUCUCACGCCCUAAAGAAAAGAAACUGAAAAAGGCAGAGCAGCAGGAGUUUGUUACACGCCUUUACCAAGGAGGUAUGGAACAUAACCGAAAGAAACAUAUUGCAUUAUUUGAGGAACAUGUCUUGGCGAGAGAACCAAAAAUGGCGCAGCGAAGUCCGGAGGAUCUCGAGAUUGCUUGUAGUAAACUAACAAGUGGCAAGAGUGUUACCGAUGACUAA